AUGAAAUUUUGGAUAGUUAAAAAAAACGUUUUCUCAAAAAAUCCUUUUAGAAAUUAUAAAAUUAUAUAUUUGAAGAAUAAAAAUGUAAAUAACUUUUUUCGUUUGUUUUCAUCAUCACCCGUUUGUAUACCUAAAAGGGUAGGGUUUAUGAAGCCGUCGUUCAAAUUAAAUAGGAAGGCUCAGAAAUAUAUUGUUAAUGUUCAAUGGUUAAAAAAUAAUGAUACGAAAAAAUUAGAAGAACUGUGUAACAAAAUAAAAAAAGAUGCAAACAGCUUUGAUAGUUAUGAACUUAUUGAUUUGAUAUAUUAUCUAAGUAAACAUUCUAAUAAAAAUGUAUAUUUAACAAUUGAACCUUUAUUAUUUCAUUUUUUUCUUAAAUAUAAUAAAAAUAGUCAUACAAUAAAUUUAAAUGGUAUAUCAAUACACAGAUUAUUAAGAGUACUUACAGAAUAUCAAGAUAUUGUAUAUAGAGAAUGGAUAUAUUCAAUCUCUGAAAUAAUAUCAAAAAAACAUGCACACAUCUCUAUGAGAGAUAUACAACUUAUAUUAGAUGAUUUGGCAUUAUUUUAUGAUUUUCAAAUACAUAAACACAUUAUACCUUUUUAUAAAACUAUAACUAAUCGAAUUAAUGAAUUGGAAAUUAAACGACUACCAUUUCUAAUACAUGUAAUUGGUCGCAUAGGAUCUAAUGAUAAUAAAUUAUUAUAUGUACUUUUUAAUACAUUAAAAAAUAAUAUAUUCAAAAGUGAAUUAUAUAGGUCAGAUUUUUCAGGACUCAUGUUAAGAGGAUUAGCUAAUCUUAAAAUUGUACCACAAACAAAUUUAUUAUAUCAGUUAUAUAAACCUAUAAGAGAUAAUAUUCAUUGCACCAAUAUUAAAUAUAUAUCAUGGUGUGCUGAUGGAUUUUCUAGACUUAACUUCUUCUAUCCUUUACCUCUUCUUGUAAAUCAAAUACUCAAAAUGAAAGACAAAAUAUCUCAACUCGAACUUAAUGAUUUUUCAUCAAUAUUAAAUUGUAUACAAUCAUAUAUAUUAAUAAAAUAUUAUAAUAACACACAAAUGGAACAGAAUAUUUGUAAACAUUAUCAAAAAAAGAUAAAUAAUAUAGAUAAAAACAAUUCAUUCUAUUCAUAUAUAAAUGAUGAAAAUAUUAUACAGGACCAUUUUAAUUCAAAAACACAAUAUUGUAACAUAUCUCAACCAAAAAGUGGUGACAAUAAAAUAUAUAAUCAAAAGGAUGAAAAGAUAAAUAAUGAUAUGGUUUAUAAUAAUACCUCACAACAAAAUACAAAUAACAACACAGAUAUAAAAAAUAAUAAUAAUAUGAAGAAAAAUAAAAAUAUGAACUAUAUGUUUAAUAAUUCUAAUCAAUAUUAUAAAAAUAUACAAAUAAAUAAUAAAAAUCCCAUUUUGGAAGAAAAAAAAAAUGGUUCUUUUCAAAAUAAUAAAUAUCCAAAUAAUGAUACAGAUAUGAAUUUUUCUAUUUCUAUUGAACAAUUAUAUGAUAUUUAUAUAAAAUUAGAAAAUAUAAUUUUAGAAAAAAUAAGUGAAAGUAUAUAUAAUAGUACUCCUCCAUAUAGAGUUAUUAUGUUCGAAUUAAUGACCAGAUUGUUUAGAUUUUAUAAUAAACCAAUAGAUCUUAUUAUUACUAUGAAUACACAUAGAUAUGAUACACCUAUAUUGUUAAAAUAUUCAAAUAGCUUGCAACUCAUUUUAUCAAAUGAAAAAAAUAGAUUAAUGAGCAAUUCUAACUUAUCUUUUUAUGUCAACAAGUUUGAUAUUUUAAAUGAUUUUUUUUUUCGAACAGAUCAUAAAGAAACAGAUGAACAUAAUAUGAAUAACCAUAAAUCGAAUGAAAAUAACAAACAUUGUAAUAUUGAAAAAAAUAGUAACGAUAUCUCUGUUAAUAUUCCUCUACCAAAAAUAUUUAAAACUUUUUUACAUUCCAUAUAUUUUAGAACUCCCGCUUUAGGAGGUAGAACUAUUAUGUUACUCUUAAUUGCUCUAGUACGAUUAAAUUUUGGUCAAAGAGAAAAAUUAGAAUAUGAACAAAAAAUAAAUACUAAUAUUUUACCUCUUAUGAAAGCAAGCGAAAUAUAUAGACCAUUAACACACUGUAUUAUUCGUGAAAUUAUAAGGAAACUACAAACAUUUAAUUCAGAAGAAUUAAUUAUUUGUGCUAUAUGCUUAAAUGAAUUAGAUGCAUUAAAUUUAAAUAAAGAAUUAUUUUCAUUACUAAUUGACAGGUUUUAUAAUUUAAAAAUUAAUAAUUACAUGACCAGUGAUCAAUUAGCACAAUUAAAAACUCUAUUUAAUUAUUGGAUUAAUCAUAAAAGAAACAUGAUAAUUGAUAACUUAAAAUAUUCAAACACAAAACAGUUUAAGCAUUUUAUUAGACCAUAA
Plasmodium adleri (nom. inval.) is the source of this 2403-nucleotide messenger RNA. Its product is annotated as conserved Plasmodium protein, unknown function. The transcript has a single exon. The record is from RefSeq and is a predicted model, not a curated record. The coding region runs from base 1 to 2403 and encodes 800 amino acids. Lineage: Eukaryota; Apicomplexa; Aconoidasida; Haemosporida; Plasmodiidae.